AUGAACCCCACCGUCGAUGUCUUUGAAAAGCGUAUUGCUGCCUUGGAAGGUGGUGUAGCAGCCGUUGCUGCAUCUUCCGGGAUGGCAGCUCAGUUCAUGGCCAUCUCUGCUCUCGCCCAUGCUGGUGACAAUAUCAUCUCUACCACCAACCUCUAUGGAGGCACAUACAACCAGUUCAAGAUAUUCCUACCCCGUCUAGGAAUUACUACCAAGUUCGUCGAGGGAGAGGAUCCCGAAAAGAUUGCUUCGUUGAUCGACGACAAGACCAAGGCCGUGUAUGUCGAGACCAUUGGAAAUCCACGGUUCAACGUGCCUGACCUCGAAGCCAUCGCAAAGGUUGCGCAUGAUAGGGGCGUUCCUCUUAUUGUUGACAACACCUUUGCAGCAGGAGGUUAUUUCUGCCGUCCCAUUUCCCACGGAGCAGAUAUCGUCGUCCACAGUGCCACUAAAUGGAUUGGAGGGCAUGGCACGACGAUCGCCGGUGUAGUCGUUGACGCUGGCACUUUCGAUUGGGGCAAGCAUGCCGCUCGGUUCCCCCAGCUGGUCGAGCCGUCUGAAGGUUACCAUGGACUCAAGUUCUGGGAGACCUUUGGCAAAGUCGCGUUUGCCAUUCUAGUCCGCGUCGAGAUCCUUCGUGACCUUGGCUCCGCUCUCAAUCCGUUUGGCGCACAGCAGCUGCUGCUUGGUCUCGAGACACUCAGUCUGCGAGCUGAACGUCACGCCUCCAACGCUAUGGCCCUCGCCAAGUGGCUGGAAAAGCACGAGAAUGUCGCAUAUGUAUCGUAUCCUGGCCUCGAGAGCCACGAAAGCCACGCAACGGCGAAGAAGUACCUCAAAAACGGCUUUGGCGGCGUUCUGUCAGUCGGAGUCAAGGGCGGUGCGGCCGCUGGUGUCAAGGUUGUCGACGGCUUCAAGAUGAUUUCCAACCUCGCCAAUGUUGGCGAUUCGAAAACGCUGGCCAUCCAUCCAUGGUCGUCAACCCACGAGCAAUUGACCGAAGACGAGCGCCGUGCUGCUGGUGUCAGGGACGACGGCAUCCGCAUCUCAGUCGGAACAGAGCAUAUCGACGACAUCAUCGCCGACUUCGAGCAGUCCUUCGCCGCCUGCAACGCUGCUCUUGCCGACCCCCAGCUGGAGAGCGAUAGAACGAAUGACGAUGCAUGUGAAGUGAUCGCUGGCCGUCUCUCUCUCUUCUUUCUUUCUUUCUUUCUUUCUUUCUUUUUCUUUUUUUUUUUUUUUUUUUUUUUCUCUCGGGUAGCCCGACGUCUCGGAUGCUCUGCUAACUCGGAACCAGCCCAGCCCAGACAGCGCCCGCAGGGUGCAGGUACUCUUUUGCCGGCGUCUCCCGCGAAAAGGUACCUGCCGGGAGCCCAUGUGAAAGGACGAGGAGACCCAUGUCGCAGAAGUACCGGUACUUCCUCGGCGCAUACACCAAACGACGGGCGUCGGCCGCAAAGGGAAAUCUUCGUCCAUCAAUCUUCCUCUCUGCUCCGUCGCCUGCAUAUACUCCUCGCCCUCCCUCUCUUCUUCCUCUUCUUCUUCUUCUUCUUCUUCCUCCCUCCUACUCCUCUGCUUGAAUCCGUGGUGUGGAAUGACCGGCUAGCUAUCCUUAUUUCUCGCAUCGCUCUGCGUCCUGGUGCGUCCAUGCCGGCUCCCGUCUAUUAA
Messenger RNA from Trichophyton benhamiae CBS 112371, 1665 nucleotides. RefSeq lists its product as uncharacterized. The record is from RefSeq and is a predicted model, not a curated record. Lineage: Eukaryota; Fungi; Ascomycota; Eurotiomycetes; Onygenales; Arthrodermataceae. The transcript is spliced from 6 exons. Gene Ontology annotation, biological process: transsulfuration. Gene Ontology annotation, molecular function: pyridoxal phosphate binding; transferase activity, transferring alkyl or aryl (other than methyl) groups. The coding region runs from base 1 to 1665 and encodes 554 amino acids.